AUGUGUCGACACCACCCAAACUCCAUCUGCGGUAAGAGCCGUCACUUCUACGAGGAAAAGCUCAAUACCGGCCGCCGGUUCCGGCUCUUCAUCUGCGAGUCGACGCAGGCCGAUGUGGCUUAUCUCCUCCACCAUCACCCAGACCGUAUCGGAGCCAAAGCCAUGGCCAGGGCGUGCGGCCUGAACUUUGACAGCAGCAGAACUGGCCGGGUUCUUCUCAACAAGUUCAUGCAACAAGUCAUGUAUCUGGAGAAGAAGAUGGUCCGCGCCCAGGCAGCUGGACAUCAGCUUCGUUUCCAGUGCGCCGCCACCUCGCCUCCCGUCCUCCCGGGUGUCGCCAACCAGACUUCACCCCAGAACCCCGUGGCUAGCAUGACUCAAGCCUCUUUUCAGAUCCCAGGAACCCCAGCGCCCGCCCCGAUGUUCGCCCCAACCGAGAAGACAGUCAUGCCCACACCCAAUCAGAGCGUCCAACCGAUGAAGAUGCUUGACCGUCAUGAUCUCGACGCUCUUGCUGAACAGCUCGGCACAAAGAUCAAAUUGGAGAACCAAGACUGA
This is a messenger RNA of Fusarium vanettenii 77-13-4, 558 nucleotides long. RefSeq lists its product as uncharacterized. Lineage: Eukaryota; Fungi; Ascomycota; Sordariomycetes; Hypocreales; Nectriaceae. The record is from RefSeq and is a predicted model, not a curated record. The coding region runs from base 1 to 558 and encodes 185 amino acids. The transcript has a single exon.